AUGAGUUUUUUACCAGGAGGAAAUAAUGGUACCAAUUUUGGUGCAUACGGUGGACAGAGCCGCCCUCAAAGUUACAGUGAAAUGACAUCGGAGCAGCAGGCCAUGGCCGGCGCCGAGGCCAUGAUGAACUUUAUGCAAUCAUGCCCAGGCAAAUCAGCAAUGGCUGGUGUGACUGGUUUUGCCCUUGGUGGUGUUUUCGGUCUGUUCAUGGCCAGUAUGAGUUACGAUACCCCACUGGGAUCGACGCCAACACAGUUCUCAGAUUUGCCAUUUAAGCAGCAGAUGAAACUUCAGUUCACCGAUAUGGGUAAGCGCUCAUACAGUAGUGCAAAGAACUUUGGUUUCAUCGGUCUGAUUUUCACAGGCACUGAGUGUUCUAUUGAAUCCCUCCGUGCGAAAACAGAUAUUUGGAACGGUGUUUCUGCUGGAUGCCUGACAGGUGGUGGUCUGGCCAUCAAGUCUGGCCCGACAUCUGCUCUUAUGGGCUGCGCUGCUUUUGCUGCUUUCUCCACAGCCAUCGAUCUGUAUAUGCGCCGCGAUAGUGCGCCGCCUCCAAGCACCGACGAAGACGAGUAA
Messenger RNA from Magnusiomyces paraingens, 576 nucleotides. RefSeq lists its product as uncharacterized. Gene Ontology annotation, molecular function: transmembrane protein transporter activity. NCBI's taxonomy places the organism in Eukaryota, Fungi, Ascomycota, Dipodascomycetes, Dipodascales, Dipodascaceae. The transcript is spliced from 4 exons. Gene Ontology annotation, cellular component: TIM22 mitochondrial import inner membrane insertion complex. Gene Ontology annotation, biological process: protein insertion into mitochondrial inner membrane. The record is from RefSeq and is a predicted model, not a curated record. Bases 1 to 576 code for a protein of 191 amino acids.